UCUAGCUGGCGUCCGGUGACGUCAAUGGCGGCGCUCAGUUGUUUAGGUGAGCGCCGGAGUCUGAGGCAAACGUGGAGGCCGGGGGCCGUUUUCGGUCGCGAUGCCUUACGCCAACCAGCCCACGGUGCGGAUCACCGAGCUCACGGACGAGAACGUCAAGUUCAUCAUCGAGAACACGGACCUGGCAGUGGCCAAUUCUAUCCGCAGAGUCUUCAUCGCCGAGGUGCCCAUCAUAGCCAUAGACUGGGUCCAAAUUGAUGCCAACUCUUCAGUGCUGCAUGAUGAGUUCAUUGCCCACAGGCUUGGAUUAAUCCCUCUUACAAGUGAUGACAUUGUAGACAAGCUGCAGUACUCCAGGGACUGUACAUGUGAAGAAUUUUGUCCUGAGUGCUCAGUAGAGUUUACGCUCGAUGUCCGUUGCAAUGAAGACCAGACUCGCCAUGUCACAUCUCGAGAUCUCAUUUCUAAUACCCCCCGCGUCAUUCCGGUGACAUCCCGGAGUAGAGACAAUGACCCCAAUGAUUAUGUGGAACAGGAUGACAUCCUUAUUGUCAAACUCCGGAAAGGCCAGGAGCUGAGACUACGUGCCUAUGCUAAAAAGGGCAUUGGCAAGGAACACGCCAAAUGGAACCCUACAGCUGGAGUGGCCUUUGAGUAUGACCCAGACAAUGCCUUGAGACAUACAGUCUACCCAAAGCCUGAAGAGUGGCCAAAGAGUGAAUAUUCUGAGAUUGAUGAGGAUGAAGCCCAGGCUCCCUAUGACCCCAAUGGCAAACCAGAGAGGUUCUACUACAACGUGGAGUCCUGUGGCUCUCUUCGCCCUGAAACCAUUGUCCUCUCUGCUUUGUCUGGUUUGAAGAAGAAAUUGAGUGACCUCCAGACCCAGCUAACCCAUGAGAUCCAGAGUGAUGUCCUAACUAUAAACUAGCAGCAGUCAUUUCUAUCAGAAAUGGGACUCUACAAUAAUGGAUGGACUUCUAGCCUGAAAUUCUGCUUGCCAGACUGAAAAGUGGACUAAAAUUUGGCCUGUUCAAAGAUCUGGCUAGCACAUUGCAGCUUUUAAGCCUAUUGCCAGUUUGGAAUGUUAAUUAACCUAGGAAGAUAUCAUGGGAAGGAGAGGUGGGAGGCUUUAUUCCUUGCAAGAUUUCAUCCUAGUCUCCUUGGGUAUUCCCUUAGUAUGAACAGAAAAUAAAAAGCCUUUUCCCCUAGGAAUCAGCAAAGAUUUUGGAGGAUAAGGUGAGUAGGUGUAUCUUUAUUAAGUCCUUACAUAACCAAUCUUUAGACUAUAUUGGCCUUUACUACACCUCUACUGUGGUACCUUUGUUAGCAGCGGCAAGAAAAAUUCUCUUCCAUAGAUUGUAGGCUCAGUAAUACAGUGAGUGAGCUACUCUUUGGUGGUGCCUCAGCUGACUGAGUUUUGAGUACAGUGUUUUCUUCCAGGCUUGCUUUGGAGUGUUCCAUUAAUUUCUUACCACGCCCCAGGUUAGGUCCGCUGCCUUCUCAACCCUAAACUCCUCUAACUAUAGUUUGAUCACUUAAUUGAGAAGAGAAAGCAAGCAUCUUUCAAUGUCUUUUUGAUGAUGAGGGUGGGUUAACCCUGAUCCCUUAUUGCUGGCUCCAAAGGAAAGUACAACAUCACUGGUUAGUUGGAUGACAAAUCAGAAAUUCAAAUCAGAUAGUAAGGGUCCUUUAUUAAUGAGCAGGUUUUUUUUUUUAAAAAUCAUUUUUGGCAAUAAACAGCACAUAAUUUUCUGACCUACUUCCUCCAUGCAUCAUUCUGCCUGGCCCAACCCAGAUAGCUCUCAGACCAUUCCAAAACCUUUAGACAGAGCAUUCUCCCCCAUCCCCACCCCCCACCCCCCUAUCUUCACAAGCAAAAUCUGACUUGUUCCUCAAAAAGAAGAGAAAUUGAAUGAAACCAAGGAGGAAAAUUGGGCCAGUGGCUACCUCCCUUGAUUCUGGAUUUGGAUGGGAGGAUCUACUUCUUUAGCCUGCCUUUUGCCUCCACUGAAAUAAAUAUUUACAAGAAGCUCAACUCCCCAAAUCAGGACCACAAACAUUAAAAAAAAAAGUUCAAUGUGAAUAGAAAGAUAGCCCUUCUGCACGGUAGUCAAUAAAUACCAGCACUAGAAAAUCAA
Messenger RNA from Sarcophilus harrisii (Tasmanian devil), 2138 nucleotides. RefSeq names its product RNA polymerase II subunit C (gene POLR2C). Gene Ontology annotation, cellular component: RNA polymerase II, core complex. Lineage: Eukaryota; Metazoa; Chordata; Mammalia; Dasyuromorphia; Dasyuridae. Gene Ontology annotation, biological process: DNA-templated transcription. The coding region runs from base 101 to 928 and encodes 275 amino acids. The record is from RefSeq and is a predicted model, not a curated record. Gene Ontology annotation, molecular function: DNA binding; DNA-directed RNA polymerase activity; protein dimerization activity. The transcript is spliced from 9 exons.